AUGGGUUUUCUAAUCGAUUUUGCCAGUUUCCUACUUCCUUGGAUGUGGCCGGCUUUGACUCAGAAGGCCAAAGAUGGAGGCUUGGACAUGAUACAAACCUAUGUGUUUUGGGAUGGGCAAGAUCCAAGCCCAGGAAAGGUGACAGGUUGGGGAACCGAUUGGUUCAUCCAGAUUGCAGAAGGUUUUGGAACCAGGAUUUUCAUAGAGGAUUUGACUAGGUUGGAUAAUCAAUUUCAAACCUUUACUGAGGUUUUCGAAUUAGUUGUGAGUGGUUUUGAAGCUGCGAAAGAUGUCUAUGGUCAAAACAUCCAGAAUAGAUUCUGUGGCUCUGCGUUCUGUAAUCGAGCUUCGUCGGGGAGGUUUAAGUUGAAGUUGCUGCAAAACCAAUUCCUGUGUUUAAGCUCUUGGAAUCAGGGAAUUGGAUCUUUAGGAGGUUUGUUCCAAGGCGUCUUUGGGUUUUGGUUGUCUGCUCGACACGGAGAGAAAGCCAAUGAGUGAAGGAGACAGGGGAGAACAGUCUCUCCUUUCGAAAGGAAUUGGGUUCCUUAAUGUCGGAAGAAUGACCAUAUCAAAGGAUUUGGACAUGUAGCUAAUUCCGGGAACGUUGAGCUCUUAGAUACAGCUUCAUUUCCAGCUCGUGUAUACUAGAAGCUAAAGGCCUAAAAUUUCAUCGAGCUUUCUACCUGUUUUUCCAUUAACUGGGUGCAUGUUGCUUGCCAAUGUAGCUGUUACACUUCUAUAUAUUCUCUUAAAAGCUGUGGUAGAUAUGGCUGCAUGGUCAUGAGCUAUGUGUUUUUUUUAGUGUCUGCUGAUUUAUUAAUUUACUGAAUCAUGCUCUCAAGACUGUAUACAUGGUAGAUUACCGAUUUAUUUAAGGCUACACAAAUUGAAGAAGAAUGAGUGUUUAUGUAGGUGUAGCUUGCAUAGCCUGUUCUUUGUAUUUUUUUCCCCUUGCUAUUCAACUGCAUUGAAUAGUAUUCUGGAAUCUAAUGUUUUAGUAAUUUCUGUCUGU
Messenger RNA from Fragaria vesca subsp. vesca, 1012 nucleotides. RefSeq lists its product as uncharacterized. The coding region runs from base 1 to 498 and encodes 165 amino acids. Lineage: Eukaryota; Viridiplantae; Streptophyta; Magnoliopsida; Rosales; Rosaceae. The record is from RefSeq and is a predicted model, not a curated record. The transcript has 12 exons.